This is a messenger RNA of Sphenostylis stenocarpa, 1113 nucleotides long. The record is from the annotation of a GenBank genome assembly. NCBI's taxonomy places the organism in Eukaryota, Viridiplantae, Streptophyta, Magnoliopsida, Fabales, Fabaceae.
AUGUUCUCUUCCACAUAUGACUCCAACCUUUUCCCAAACUUCCCUUCCUCCUCUUACCCUAUUCUUCCUUUUCUCAUUGAUCCUGAAAAUGAUUUUGCAAGCAACACCCUUCUUGAUGACCCUCUUCUUGUUCCCUUCAUACCCACCACUCAUGAUCCUCCAUUCCCUGAAGAAACUGUUGCCAAUUUUGCAGUUGCUGACUGUACUGCCAUGCUUGAACAGGAUGCAAACACUAACUACGGUUCCCACUAUGGUGGCAUUUCCAAUUUUCUGACCCAGAAACCAGCCAUAGCCAAGAAAGACAGGCAUAGUAAGAUUCACACAUCUCAGGGUUUGAGAGACCGCAGGGUGAGAUUAUCAAGCGAAAUAGCCCGCAAGUUCUUUGAUCUUCAGGACAUGUUAGAGUUUGACAAACCAAGUAACACCCUUGAGUGGCUUUUCACAAAGUCAGAGAAUGCGAUCAAAGAACUAGCCCAAAGUAAGCAUAGCGGCAGUAUCAGUGGGGGUGACAAGUGUUCCCGCGACGCUUCUGUGGAUUCAAAUAACAAUAAAUCAUUGGCGGGUAGUGGGGGUGAUGGUUCUAAAGGGAGGAAGUCAAAAUGGGCACAGAAGGAUGAUGUUUGCGUUCAGACCAAAAAGGAGUCAAGGGAAAGGGCAAGGGCAAGAGCAAGAGAAAGGACUUGUUACAAGAUGUGUAGCAAUAGAAGGGUGCAGCAAGACUUCGAUGAAAGAUGCCCUGCAACUGGAAACACUCAAAUGCUGCACCAAUUGAGGUCAUCCAUUCAACCUGAACCAGAAGCUUGCGCGAGAUGGGUUCAGCCUUAUAACCCUUAUCUCAUUCAUAGUGAAGCACCGAGAGAUGGAUUUGACGUCAUUGAAGAAUCUAUUAUGAUAAAGAGGAACAUGAAGCAGUCAUCUAUGAUGGCUUCUCAUCACCAAAACCAAAGCCAAAACCUUGUGAUCCCUAGGGAUGCAACUUUCAACAACACUGUGUGCCCCUUGUUACCCUAUUCCUCUCCAGACUGGGACAGUAAUGGGGCCGUUAGUGGACGCUCCAACUUUUGUGGAAUAGGCACCAUGAACCUAUCUACGUGUUUCAUGAACCCGUGGUAA